UCCAUUUAAACUAUAUGGGUUGUUUUACAAGACCCUGCAUUCACUAUAUCUGGUGUCCCCGGACCCUGCAUUCACUAUAUCUGGUGUCCCCGGACCCUGCAUUCACUAUAUCUGGUGUCCCCGGACCCUGCAUUCACUAUAUCUGGUCUCCCAGGACCCCGCAUUCACUAUAUCUGGUCUCCCCGGACCCUGCAUUCACUAUAUCUGGUCUCCCCGGACCCUGCAUUCACUAUAUCUGGUGUCCCCGGACCCUGCAUUCACUAUAUCCGGUCUCCCCGGACCCCGCAGUCCCUAUAUCUGGUCUCCUUGGACCCUGCAUUCACUAUAUUUGGUCUCCCCGGACCCUGCAUUCACUAUAUUUGGUCUCCCCGGACCCUGCAUUCACUAUAUCUGGUCUCCCCGGACCCUGCAUCCACUAUAUCUGGUCUCCUUGGACCCUGCAUCCACUAUAUCUGGUGUCCCCGGACCCUGCAUUCACUAUAUCUGGUCUCCCCGGACUCUGCAUUCACUAUAUCCGGUCUCCCCGGACCCUGCAUCCA
Messenger RNA from Staurois parvus, 539 nucleotides. NCBI's taxonomy places the organism in Eukaryota, Metazoa, Chordata, Amphibia, Anura, Ranidae. The record is from the annotation of a GenBank genome assembly.